GGUUGUGUGGAGAGUUUGAGCAGCAGAAGGUGUGUUACCUGUCCCUGAACAUGUUCCUGCUACGCCCCCUGCAUCGUCUGCUGCACUACAAACUGAUUCUGGAGAGACUCUGCAAACACUACCCCCCACACCAAGACUUCAGAGACAGCAGAGCUGCCCUAGCUGAUGUAUCAGAGAUGGUGCUGCAGCUUCAGGGAACCAUGAUGAAGAUGGAGAACAUCCAGAAGCUUCUAGAACUGAAGAAAGAUCUGACAGGCAUCCAGGACCUGGCUAUACCUGGCAGGGAGUUUAUCAGACUGGGCUGUCUCAGUAAGCUCUCAGGAAAAGGACUACAGCAAAGAAUGUUCUUCCUGUUCAGUGAUUCCCUGGUGUACACCAGCAGAGGUAUGACAGCAGACAACCAGUUCAAAGUUCACGGCCAGCUGCCUCUCUACGGCAUGACAAUCAGGGAGAGUGAGGAUGAGUGGGGAGUUCCUCAUUCCUUCACUCUGUUUGGUCAGCGCCAGUCUGUCGUCGUGGCAGCAAGCUGUGUUUCAGAGAUGGUGAAAUGGAUGGAGGACAUCCUAGACCUGAUAGAACAGAGUAACAGACCUUCUACUGAUCUACUGUCCACCAGUCGAUCAGACCGCAAGUCUCCAGAAGAGGGCGGCGUGGAGGCUGAGUCAGAGGAGGAGCUGAGUGCGUCUCGUAGCUCAUUGGAGCGUCAGUCAGCACAGAGAGGAAACACGAUGGUUCAUGUCUGCUGGCACCGCAACACCUCUGUGUCCAUGGUGGACUUUAGUGUGGCUGUGGAGAACCAGUUAUCAGGUAACCUGCUGAGGAAGUUUAAGAACAGUAAUGGAUGGCAGAAACUCUGGGUGGUCUUCACCAACUUCAGUCUGUUCUUCUACAAGUCACAUCAGGAUGACUACCCUCUGGCCAGCCUCCCGUUGCUAGGCUACUCGUUGACGGUUCCCGCGGAGACAGAGAACAUCCAGAAGGACUACGUUUUCAAGCUCCACUUUAAGUCUCAUGUGUACUACUUCAGAUCAGAGAGCCAGUACACCUUCCAGAGGUGGAUGGAGGUGAUCCGUAGUGCUACCUGUUAAGCUCGUCGACCUCUUGAGCCAGAGGAAGGAUCCUUACUGACCACGGAGCCAGUGAGGACUAGGAGGACACUGACCAACCCUCUUCUAGACGGCUCCUUCCUGUCCUUUAGGCCUCUUCUAGACGGCUCCUUCCUGCCCUUUAGGCCUCUCCUAGACGGCUCCUUCCUGUCCUUUAGGCCUCUUCUAGACGGCUCCUUCCUGUCCUUUAGGCCUCUUCUAGACGGCUCCUUCCUGUCCUUUAGGCCUCUUCUAGACGGCUCCUUCCUGUCCUUUAGGCCUCUUCUAGACGGCUCCUUCCUGCCCUUUAGGCCUCUUCUAGACGGCUCCUUCCUGUCCUUUAGGCCUCUUCUAGACGGCUCCUUCCUGUCCUUUAGGCCUCUCCUAGACGGCUCCUUCCUGUCCUUUAGGCGUCUUCUUUCACCCUGCCCUCUCUUCACCUCUGGAGUACCGGCUCACUUUACUCCAGGUUACUUUACUAACCACCUGUCUGUAUUGUCACGGCGUGGCCCUUUUGGGUGUAUAUCCUCCUUCUCUCUCUCCCACCACAGGUGUUAUUACCUCGGUCAUACUUUCCUUUCUGAAAACUCUCCUCGCUGCCAUGCAGUAUCGAGGGAGAGAGAACAAAGUGCUUCUCUUGCCAAAACUCCUAAUAUCCAAAAUUUGAGUAUUUUAAACAAUAUUUAUAUUUUUGAGAAUGUGGGAAUAGUCCGAAAGAACAAUCAUGUCACGUGUGGUUCAUGGUGAGCUCAUGAAAGACAGGAGACCUUGGUUCAUUUGGUGAGCUCAUGAAAGACAGGAGACUUUGGUUCAUUUGGUGAGCUCAUGAAAGACAGGAGACCUUGGUUCAUUUGGUGAGCUCAUGAAAGACAGGAGACCUUGGUUCAUUUGGUGAGCUCAUGAAAGACAGGAGACCUUGGUUCAUUUGGUGAGCUCAUGAAAGACAGGAGACCUUGGUUCAUUUGGUGAGCUCAUGAAAGACAGGAGACCCACGUGACUGUAUCUCUGUGUUUGGUGAGCUCAUGAAAGACA
This is a messenger RNA of Oncorhynchus keta (chum salmon), 2117 nucleotides long. RefSeq names its product FERM, ARHGEF and pleckstrin domain-containing protein 1-like. Lineage: Eukaryota; Metazoa; Chordata; Actinopteri; Salmoniformes; Salmonidae. The annotation marks the transcript as partial. The transcript is spliced from 10 exons. Gene Ontology annotation, molecular function: guanyl-nucleotide exchange factor activity. The record is from RefSeq and is a predicted model, not a curated record.